Messenger RNA from Penicillium odoratum, 2400 nucleotides. Its product is annotated as beta-glucosidase. The coding region runs from base 1 to 2400 and encodes 799 amino acids. Gene Ontology annotation, biological process: glucan catabolic process. The record is from RefSeq and is a predicted model, not a curated record. Lineage: Eukaryota; Fungi; Ascomycota; Eurotiomycetes; Eurotiales; Aspergillaceae. Gene Ontology annotation, molecular function: beta-glucosidase activity. The transcript is spliced from 8 exons.
AUGCUCUUGGAAAAAACUGGCCUAGCAUUGGCCAUCUUAUCCCUGUGUGGAAUUGGUCAUGGGAGUGAAAUCACUUCCGAUACUCACUUUUAUGGGGAUUCCCCAGCUGUAUACCCCUCGCCAAAUGGUACGGGGAGCGGUGAUUGGGCUGCAGCCUACAAAAAGGCGGCAGAUUUGGUAGCUCAGAUGACAUUGGAGGAGAAGAACAACCUCACCUUCGGAAUUGAAACCACCAGUACAAGCUGUGUUGGUGUUAUUGGAGCUAUUACCAGACUUGGAUUCCCGGGCUUGUGCCUUCAGGAUGCGGGCAAUGGAGUUCGUAGUGCGGAUUUCGUUAAUAGUUACCCAAGUGGUAUUCACGUCGGCGCUAGCUGGAACAAGUCCCUUGCUCAUGACCGUGGCUGGUACAUGGCUGGUGAGUUCCGUACAAAGGGUGUCAAUAUUGCUCUGGGGCCUGUUGUUGCACCACUAGGAAGAACCACUACCAAUGGAAGAAACUGGGAAGGUGCUGCCAGCGACCCAUAUCUCAGUGGUGUACUUGCGGCACGAACCGUCGAGGGUAUGCAAGGACAAGGUGUGAUCUCGAGUGUCAAGCACUUUAUCGGCUACGAACAAGAAUUGUACCGCAAUCCUACCACGAACAGUGAUAACCAGACUGUCGAGUCCGUCUCCAGCAACAUCGAUGACAAGACCAUGCACGAAGCAUACCUUUGGCCCUUCCAGGAUGCAUUGAAAGCAGGAGCUGGAAACAUCAUGUGCUCGUACAACCGCGUUAACAAUUCCUACGCCUGCCAGAACAGCAAAACACUGAACGGCUUACUCAAAACGGAGCUUGGAUUCAAUGGAUUUGUUGUGACAGAUUGGUUUGGCCAGCACUCCGGUGUCGGUGCGGCAUUAGCUGGUCUUGACAUGGCCAUGCCUACGGGUGAAACAUUCUGGGGUACGAACUUGACCCAAGCCAUUGCCAACGGCAGUGUUCCACUUUCUCGUCUGGACGAUAUGGCAACGAGAAUUAUUGCAACCUGGUACCAGAUGGGCCAGGACUCAUCGAGUUACCCUUCACUUGGAGUUGGAAUGCCAUACAACCUCAGUGCACCGCACAAGAUUGUCAGCGCCCUUACUAAAGAUGCAAAGCCCGUACUCUUCGAAGGUGCUGUGGAAGGCCAUGUUCUUGUGAAAAAUGUGAACAACGCACUUCCGCUGAAGUCGCCAAAAUUGAUCUCUGUUUAUGGAUGGGACGCCACUGCUCCCUCUCAAUACAUGCCCAACAAUGUCCUUGCUGUGGACCCCUGGCAAUAUGGCUUCGAACCAGCCCGCUCUGACAUUAACGGGUUUGCCGCUAGCUCUGAUCUCCUCAACGCGCCUUAUAUCGACCAGGUUGCCUUCAACGGCACUCUCAGCACUGGAGGUGGUUCCGGUGCCAACGCCGGUCCAUACCUCAGUGCCCCUCUCGACGCCCUCCAGCAGCGGGCAUACGAAGACAACACCGUUGUCAUGUGGGACACCGGCGAUGACCCGAAUGUCCUGAGUGCAAUGGAAGCCUCGGAUGCCUGCCUGGUAUUUAUCAACGCCUUCGCUACCGAAUCACUCGACCGUCCCGGAACAUACGACAGCUACUCCGACGAUCUCGUUACUAAAGUCGCAAAGACAUGCCCCAACACCGUCGUUGUCAUCCACAACGCCGGAACCCGCCUUGUGGAAUCAUUCGCUGAAAACCCCAAUGUCACUGCUAUCGUAUUCGCUCAUCUCCCCGGCCAGGACUCUGGUCGUGCGAUCGCUUCCUUGCUCUACGGCGAUAACAACUUCAGUGGAAAGCUUCCGUACACCGUGGCCAAGAAUGAAAGCGAUUACCCGGCCUACUGGCAUGAUUAUGCGGUUGAGCCCUUCCAAUUAUUCCCGCAGUCCAACUUCACAGAGGGUGUGUAUACGGAUUACAAGUGGUUCGACGAGAAGAACAUUGUCCCUCGCUACGAAUUCGGCUUUGGUCUUUCGUACACCACAUUCGCAUUCUCGGGUCUCAAGGUUUCCUCUGUGCAGAAUGGUAUCGCCGCCUACCCCAGCGGUGUCAUUGAGCAAGGUGGCCAGAUCGACCUAUGGGAUAAUAUUGUCGAGGUAACCGCCACUGUCAAGAACACUGGGCACAAAUCUGGCUCCGAGGUUGCCCAGCUCUACGUUGGUAUUCCCGGCGGUCCCGUGAGACAGCUUCGUGGAUUCGACAAGGUCAAGAUUGGUGCUGGUGGCUCCGCCAAGGUGUCAUUCUCGCUGACUCGUCGUGAUCUCAGUACCUGGGAUAUCACAGCGCAGAAGUGGCAUUUGCAGAGUGGAGAGUAUAAGAUUUAUGUCGGAUCUUCGAGUCGUGAUCUACCUCUGACUUCUACAUUGAAGAUUACUACCAACUAG